UCUCUCUAGAAUAUUCUCCUUCUUGGACAUCGUAACUCUAUGCCGAUGUGCACAGAUCUCCAAGGCCUGGAACAUCUUAGCCCUGGAUGGCAGCAACUGGCAACGGGUGGAUCUUUUUAACUUCCAGACAGAUGUAGAGGGCCGAGUGGUGGAAAACAUCUCCAAGAGGUGCGGUGGCUUCCUUAGAAAGCUCAGCCUGCGUGGCUGCAUCGGAGUCGGGGACUCCUCUUUGAAGACCUUUGCACAGAACUGCCGAAACAUUGAACAUUUAAACCUCAAUGGCUGCACAAAAAUCACUGACAGUAUGUCUGCCUCGUUUCAGCACGUGUUACAGCCUUAGCAGAUUCUGUUCCAAGCUGAAACACCUGGAUCUCACGUCCUGCGUGUCUGUUACCAACAGCUCUUUAAAGGGCAUCAGCGAGGGCUGCCGGAACCUGGAAUAUCUGAACCUCUCCUGGUGUGACCAGAUCACAAAGGAAGGCAUUGAGGCGCUGGUGCGGGGGUGCCGGGGUUUGAAAGCCCUGCUCCUGAGGGGUUGUACACAGUUAGAGGACGAAGCUCUGAAACACAUUCAGAACCACUGCCACGAGCUGGUGAGCCUCAACCUGCAGUCUUGCUCACGCAUCACUGAUGAUGGCGUGGUGCAGAUCUGCAGGGGCUGCCACCGGCUACAGGCUCUGUGCCUCUCGGGUUGUAGCAACCUUACGGAUGCAUCUCUCACAGCCUUGGGCCUGAACUGCCCCAGACUACAAGUUUUGGAGGCUGCCCGGUGCUCCCAUCUGACCGAUGCAGGCUUUACACUGCUAGCUCGGAAUUGCCAUGAGCUGGAGAAGAUGGACCUUGAAGAAUGUGUCCUGAUUACCGACAGCACCCUCGUCCAGCUCUCCAUCCACUGUCCCAAGCUUCAAGCCCUGAGCUUGUCCCACUGUGAGCUCAUCACAGACGAGGGGAUCCUGCACCUGAGCAGCAGCACCUGUGGGCACGAGAGACUCCGGGUGCUGGAGCUGGACAACUGCCUUCUUGUCACGGACGCCUCGCUGGAGCAUCUGGAGAACUGCCGAAGCCUGGAGCGACUGGAGCUUUACGACUGCCAGCAGGUCACCCGUGCAGGCAUCAAGCGCAUGCGGGCUCAGCUUCCUCAUGUCAAAGUCCACGCCUACUUUGCUCCAGUCACCCCUCCACCAGCAGUGGCAGGAAGUGGACAUCGACUGUGCAGAUGCUGUGUCAUACUCUGACAGCAGCUGCUUAGGCCACGGGCCCCAUCCUCCAGGUUAGACCAGUCUCCUGGCUGUUCCAUCAUCACCCAAUCUCGACUCUCCAUGGUGAAAACAUUACAGGUAAAAGACUUCAGCACAGAUUACAGUAACUGGUGAUGCUAUUCACCUUAACACUGCUAGGAUACAAGCAAAUCCAGGUCUGUGUCAUCCACAGCGAGAGUGGUGUGGUGCAACCUAGAGCCCAUCAGAGGUGGGUACCUAUGUAUACAAGCCCCACCUGGCUUUGUCAGCAUUCUACAUAUACACCUUCAGUGUUUGCACAACUUGAGCAGAGUAAAAGAGCCUGCUGGUUUCUACCUGAUCCUUAAGCCAGUGGCCGAAUGUAAUGCAUAGCAAUUUCUAUCCAUCUGCAGGACUUGUCCACUUUGAAGACUAAAUAGCACCUUUAUGAACGUGAUUGUACUGCAAACUCAGAAUGGCUGGUAGUUUCAUAUGUAGAAAUGUGUGUGAAAGGCAUGUUAACAUACUUCCAUAAGACACCAAAGAAACAAGGCCUCUAAGCUGGGUGAGGCAGGAUCUUCACCUUUCUGUUUGUGUCAACUCGUCAUACCCAACCUCCCCCCCCCCCAGCCCUUGCAUUGAUCCGCUGGGAAUUAUGAGCUCUGCCAGAUUCUACAGCACACAGUGCAUUUCUGUUAAAGGAAAAAGCCAAUUAUGUCCAUCCACACUUCUCAAAAAAUUUGCGGGAACCUUAAGCAAAUCCAGAAUUAAGGCUUAAGUUAUCUAUAAUCAAGUAAAAAUAACAAACAGAUGCAUGUAGAAUGGAUGUGUUUUUUUUAUUUACUCUGAAAUUUUAGAAAUCAUAACUGUUUUAAAGCUUGUCAUAUGAAUGAAGUAUUUGCAGCUUCAGACUCACAACACCUCACCUUGCUCACUCGAGUCAGAUUUUUGCAAAUGCAGGCGCUCCUGUCCCUGUCCCAGGAUGCCGUCUUUUACUAUUACGGUGCUGCUGCUCUGUGCCACUGAGACCUCCCACCUUCAAUAUUAAUAAUGGUAGCUGAACCUUCCAGCAACCACUCCCCAACCAGAACUGCAAGAGCGAGCUUCUUCUGCCUCGGUGGACAGCACUUAAGCAUCUGUAUAGAUGCAGUGUCCCCACUGCACUCUGGGAGGGAAAGCAGAUGCGAACGACUCCUUGUAAGGAGUACUGUGAUAUGAAAGGUUCGGCUGCCUCCUAUUAUGUUGCUGUACAACUAUCACAACAGCAACUUAACUGUAGCGCUGUGUGGAGGGUGGGGCAUGACUGAUGGAGGAGCUGCUAAGUAAGCACCGCCUAGACCUGCUCCAAUGACUCGUGAAACUCACUUCUAUGAAAUACCCUUAGACAACUAUGGAAUUUUUUCUGAGCUAGAAUGAUGUGACUUCGAGCCUGAUCUGUCUCCUCUAAGUAUGCAGCAGGCACUUAGUGUAACUACGUAUCUUGAGUUGCAUCACCUCUGUGGAAAUCGGAGUGACAUCUUACACCAUGCACAUCGAGGCCAACCCUUGAGUCCAUGUGACCUCAGAUGACAACUGUGCAGCUUAGAUUUGAAAUGAGUGACACAUUUACAAAACAAUCAGAAAACAUUUAUUACACUGAACU
Messenger RNA from Mus caroli (Ryukyu mouse), 2859 nucleotides. NCBI's taxonomy places the organism in Eukaryota, Metazoa, Chordata, Mammalia, Rodentia, Muridae. The record is from RefSeq and is a predicted model, not a curated record.